This is a messenger RNA of Chenopodium quinoa (quinoa), 1603 nucleotides long. Its product is annotated as oxidation resistance protein 1-like. Lineage: Eukaryota; Viridiplantae; Streptophyta; Magnoliopsida; Caryophyllales; Amaranthaceae. The record is from RefSeq and is a predicted model, not a curated record. The coding region runs from base 374 to 1315 and encodes 313 amino acids. The transcript has 8 exons.
UCUCCGAUCUAAAAAAAAAAUUAAAAAAAAAAAAAAAAACCUAUAAUUUGGUAAUUAUACUCUUCCCAUAUUCCCACCACCGACUCAUUUAAAAUAUCUUUCUCAGCAAAAAUACUGCCUUUUGUGGUGGUGCUGGUGCACCCGUCUUUUCCGUCUUCUAUUUAUUCACCGCUUUCUUUUUCUUUUUCUUUUUCUCUUUUUUCUUUUUUUUUUUUUUUUUUUUUUUUUGUGGAAUUUUGUGCCUUUUUUCCGUCGAAUUUCGAAGUUAGGGUUAGGGUUUGAUGAUCCAAUUCUGAGAAAACUUCAAUUUUUUUUCGAAGAUCAUCAAACCUUUUAUUAAUUAUUAAUUGAAUUGAAUUGAAUUCAAUCAAUAAUGUAUGCAUUGAAGGAGAAAGUGAGUGAGAAAUUAUCUCGUCUUUUGGCUGAUUCUCCGUCUCCACCAUCUCCUCAAUUGCAAGAAUCUCCAAAGGUCAAUUCAUACUCCAUGGGAGCAAAAACUUUGUCAUCGUUUUUAACCUACAUCCAUCCUUCAGCUACCAAACAAAAGACUCAGGGUGAUUUGAAGUCUUCGCAAUCAUCUCCCACCAGAUGGAAAAGUAGUAGUUUUUCUCGGCGAAUUCAAAACAUGGAAAAUCAGGCAGAACUCAUUCCACAAGAUGAAUGUAGAGAAUCAACUAUCCCUCAUAAUGAGCAUGAGAGCCCUGCUUCUACCAGAAGUAAUUGUGUACCAGAAUUCUUUGAGGAUGCAAUUGAGCCUCCAAGCCCUUGGAAGCUUAUGCCUAAUUUGACAGAUGAUUCUUCAUAUGUUGAUGGGGGAUUAUAUGAGUUUCUUGAGGCAUCCCUUCCUAACAUCGUGAAGGGUUGUCAAUGGGUAUUGCUAUACAGUACUUUAAAACACGGUACAUCUCUACGUACUCUUAUACGGAAAAGUGCUGAUCUUCCAGGUCCUGGCUUAUUGAUUGUUGGAGAUAGAAAGGGGGCUGUGUUUGGUGGGCUCCUUGAUUGUCCUCUUAAACCAUGCCCUAGGAGGAAAUAUCAAGGAACAAACCACUCUUUUGUUUUUACCACUAAAUACGGUGAACCAAGGCUGUUUAGAGCAACAGGUGCCAACCGAUACUUCUAUUUGUGCUUGAAUGAUUUCCUAGCAUUUGGUGGGGGAGGCAACUUUGCUUUGUCAUUGGAUGAAGAUUUAUUGGCUGGAAGUAGUGGGCCAUGCCAGACUUUUGGGAACUCAUGCUUGGCUCAUGAUCCAGAGUUCGAAUUGAAAAAUGUUGAGCUGUGGGGUUUCAUCCAUUCAUCCCGAUACCUUACUUGAUAUGUAACUAAUGGAGAAUUGGUGUACUGGAUAUCUGCGUUAACUCAAUUAUUUGUUGUCGAGGAUCAUCAUCACAUUUCAUUGGUUAUUUAUACACACUAAUAUUUUUUUUUUUAAAGGGUGUAUAUAUUGUACAACAGUGUAUGCUUCUGUUACUUUCUAUAUAUACCCAGGUUAUUUUGGGGGGCGAUAACGCCGAUAAGAUAGUAUUCCACUUAUUAGAAUGAAAGUCAAUAUACCUUCAAAAUCCUCGCGAGAUAAAAAUAAAGCCUAUUUAUUUAUCAAAAA